Molecule: messenger RNA, 10754 nt
Organism: Globicephala melas (long-finned pilot whale)
Lineage: Eukaryota; Metazoa; Chordata; Mammalia; Artiodactyla; Delphinidae
Source: RefSeq, a predicted model, not a curated record
GAGCGUUGCAUGCCGGGACUUGUAGUUCUCGUGACGCCGGCCCUCAGCCGGUGACGGGGACUGCGGGACAGAGACCCUCGUUGCACGCCGGGAUUCACGGCGCCUUACGGGGAUUCGUGGUACAGAGGGGCGCGUUGCACACCGGGACUCAGAGUCCCACGAUGUCCAGCCUCAGCGCCUGACAGGGCUUCUGGGCCGGCAGCUCCGCGUUGCAUGCCGACCCACAGCCCCAGAUGCCGGCGCUUAUGGGGUGGAUGGGGCGAAGGAACACUGUUCCCACCGGGCCCAGUCGCAGAAGCGUGGUCCUAGGACGCGCCCAUUUCCCUAUGGCCGGCGGAGGACCUCUCGGGCCCCGCGUGGGCGUGUUUACACCCAGGCCCACGGCGCCUGCGCGCACGAAUGCGGUGGCACGUGACGUCGCACGCUGUCCCGGAAGUCGGCGCGGAACGGGCGGCUGGUGGAAGCCGGUGGUGCCGAAGGGGGAAUCGUAGCGCUGCUGCCGCCUCUGCUUGGGCCGGGGUCGCCCGGUAGCCCGCGAUGGGCGCCGGACCCUGAGCGCCCACCGCCGCUUUUCCACAGCGCCUCCACUCGGCUGCGAUGGAGGCACCGCCCAGCGGCCGCGUUCCCGCCGAGGGCGCCCAGCCGCCGGCUGUGGCCGAGGUGCGCUGCCCCGGCCCCGGACCGCUGCGCCUGCUCGAGUGGAGGGUGGCGGCUGGCGCGGCCGUACGCAUCGGCUCUGUGCUGGCCGUGUGCGAGGCCGCCGCCUCCGCGCAGCCCACCGGGCCCGCCCCUACUCGCGCCGGCUCCGGGGGCUGCGUGCGCACGGAGCGCAGGCUGAGGUCGGAGCGCGCGGGCGUGGUGCGGGAGCUGUGCGCGCAGCCUGGCCAGGUGGUGGCACCCGGGGCGGUUCUGGUGCAAUUAGAAGGAUGCAGCCACCCCGUCGUCAUGAAGGGCCUGUGCGCCGAGUGUGGCCAAGACCUGACCCAGCUGCAGAGUAAGAAUGGGAGGCCGCAGGUGCCGCUGUCCACGGCCACCGUGUCGAUGGUGCACAGCGUCCCCGAGCUAAUGGUGAGCUCCGAGCAAGCUGAAAAGCUAGGAAGGGAGGACCAGCAGCGACUGCAUCGCAACAGAAAACUAGUGCUCAUGGUGGACUUGGACCAGACCUUGAUCCACACGACGGAGCAGCAUUGCCCGCAGAUGUCCAACAAGGGCAUAUUCCACUUCCAGCUGGGCCGGGGCGAACCGAUGCUGCACACCCGUCUGCGUCCGCACUGCAAGGGGUUCCUGGAGAAGAUCGCCAAGCUGUACGAGCUCCACGUCUUCACGUUCGGCAGCCGGCUGUACGCACACACGAUCGCAGGCUUCUUAGAUCCUGAGAAGAAGCUUUUUUCACAUCGAAUAUUAUCGAGGGACGAAUGUAUUGACCCGUUUUCCAAAACGGGGAACCUUAGAAAUCUGUUUCCUUGUGGAGACUCCAUGGUUUGCAUCAUCGAUGACCGAGAAGACGUGUGGAAGUUCGCCCCCAACCUGAUAACUGUGAGGAAAUACGUGUACUUCCAGGGCACAGGCGACGUCAAUGCCCCGUGCGGGCCCCGGGAGCCCCAGGCGCGGAGGAGAGGUGCCGACGCCACGGAGCAGCCUCCAUCCGUCAAGGAUCCCGAGGAAGGAAGGCAGGUGUCUGGGGUCGAGCAGAGCAACGGCCUCGGGAAGCCCACGCGGGAGCUCAACGGGGGCGCAGGCCCUCGGGGGGGCUGGCCCUGUCCCGGGCAGGAGGAGGAGAGGGGCGCUCGGCCCGCCGCCUGCGCCCCCUCUGCUGACGGCCGGGGGCCCCUGGCGGGCACCCAGCAGCACGGGCGGACGCCGCCAGAGAAGAGGCCCGUGCUGGGUCCGGUGGGCCCUGACCCGGACCCAGAUGUCCCCAGUGACAGCGGGAGCAACAGCGAGUCCGAGGGCCGGCCGUCCCCCAUCCCCUCUGAUGGGGAGAGUGGGGAGAAGAGGACCCGGAGAAAGCCUGCGGCCACCCGCCAUGCUGGGGACAUCGUGGCCCAGGGCAGCGCCUCGGGCGCCAGUCCGUGCAUGGAGCCCGGGCCCGGCGUCCAGGCGGCCGUGCAGGGGGAGGGCGAGCGGGACGGCCUCUGCGGGCUGGGCGGCGGCUGUGCCGACAGGAGGGAGGCCGAGACAGAGUCCCAGAACAGCGAGCAGUCAGGCAUCACGGUGGGCGAGUCCCUGGACCAGAGCGCGGAGGAGGAGGAGGAGGAGGAGGACGCCGACGCCGACGACCACCUGGUCCACCUGGAGGAGAUCCUCGCCCGCGUGCAUGCCACCUACUAUGCCAGGUAUGACUGCUUUCUCCGCGGGGAGACCCAGGACGCCCCCGACAUCCGGAAGAUUGUCCCCGAGCUGCGCAGCAGGGUGCUGGCCGACGUCGCAAUCAUCUUCAGCGGGCUGCACCCCACGAACUUCCCCAUCGAGAAGACGCGGGAGCACUACCACGCCACGGCCCUGGGCGCCAGGAUCGUCACCCAGCUGGUGCUGGAGCCCGGCAACCCCGACCGGGCCACCCACCUGAUCGCCGCGCGGGCCGGCACGGAGAAGGUGCGCCAGGCCCAGGAUUCCGGGCAGCUGCACGUGGUCAACCCCGACUGGCUGUGGAGCUGCCUGGAGCGCUGGGACAAGGUGGAGGAGCGGCUGUUCCCGCUACGUGGUGACCCGGCCAAAUCCCAGAGGGAGGACGGCCCGGCCGCCUUUCCCGAGAGGCAGGGCCUGCUUCCAGCCACCCUGUUUCAUCCAACACCCGUGCAUCCCAAGGCCCCGCCUGGCCCUGAAGUUCGGAUCUACGACGCCAGCACGGGCAAGCUCAUCCGCCAGGGUGCUGCGGGCCCCGGGCCCCCCGGCUCCCUGCCGGUGCACGCGGAGCUCUCCUCCUUCAGAGCGGUCCAGCCACAUCACCAGCAGAUGUUUGGUGAAGACUUGCCAGCCAAUCAAGAUGGAGAGCAGCCUGGUCCUUCUAGAAGGAAGCGGCAGCCCAGCAUGUCGGAGACCAUGCCACUGUACACGCUGUGUAAGGAGGACUUAGAGAGUAUGGAUAAAGAGGCACCGUUGUGGACACCACACCUCACGUCCCACUAAACGGAGCUGGGCCCAGAUCGGGACCGACACUCCUCCGGCCCUCGGAUCUGCGUCUUAGAGACAGACAGCUCCCGCAGCCACUCAGCCACUCGUACUGUGCAGACAGAAGUCGUCCUCGGACCAUCGCGGACGCCAGGGAGAGCCCUGAGGACAGACAUGCAUUUCAGCUUACUUCCAGCGGUAGCAGAAGAAUGUUAUAUUCAGUAUAGAAUCCUACCAGCAACUCAGACCAUCAUCUUCAGAUGAUAAUUUAUCCCGUGACGCUUAAACCUGCUUUCAGAUGUGCUGAAUUUCUCUGUUUGCCGUUCGUUUUCUGCCUUUUUGAGCAUUUAGCCAGUACACUGCUGGGGUUUGUUCAUAAAAAUGUUUUCUCCUAGAAGAAUUUUUUUAGCCGUAAGCCUGUCUUCUUGAUCAAGGAUGUUCCUUGUUCUACGUGAGGGACGCUCCCUGCUGGGGGUUGGCAGGGGACAGCUGGACACGCACUCCUCUCCUCCUGCCCACGCCCUCGCCCCAGUCCUCCCCGGUGGGCGGGGCGGCGUCGCUGCUGGGCACCUGCAGAGACACGGUUCAGUUUGUCAAAAGCAGUGGCGACGAUUUCGCUACUUGUUUGUUGCACAUCAAAGGGUGGCGAAAUCUUAACAUGAAGUAACAGUGUUAAGUACACCUCCCAUCGCUCUGAAACCUGGCUUUUCUUUCAGAAAUGAAAAUUAGCCUUAAAACCUUCGUUUUGGCUCUUUGGGAAGAAAGGUUUUGAAGGAGACAGAAAUCCUGGACUUGGGAUUCCAGCAAACAUGACUGUCGUUUUAUAAAUGAGGGAACCAGGGGUUGGUGUCCAGCGGUGCUCAGGGGGUCCUGCUCGAUUCCCGGUGACAUCUGGGCCCCAGAGAGACUGCUCGGUCAGUGCCGGGCGCCAGAUGACCAGGGGAGCGGGCGCCCGGCUCUCCAUCUUCCCUGUGUGGCAGGGCGGGGGCCGUGUGGGGCUUUAGGAUUUGAGGCCGGACAGAGCUGGGCAGAGACCCUGUCCACCAUCUGCAGCUCUGCUCAGAGACAGCCAGGCUGUGGUCCCCAGGGUCGCACGAAGGGCGGAGGCCCCCGUGGGGCUGCAGCAGGCAGCUGAGGCCAGAGAGGUGUUCCCUCUCCUUAAAGUUCAGGGGAACAGGACUACUGAAGAGGGUGCUGUCUGUGCUCAUCUGGGCGGUGGCUCUGAGCCUGUUGUAGUUGUAGUUUACUCCACCAGAGGGGGCUCUUCAGAUGGGCCCCCGGACUGGCAGCGACAGGUGCUUGUCUGCUCUACACUUUGAGGACCAUGUCUGGGCGCUCCACAGCCAGGGCGUCCCAAGCACAGACGCCUCUCCCAGCCCCCAGCCGCUCGGAACCCUUCAUUUCCAGGGUCAGCUCCUCUCACCAGGAGGCACAUCUCACCAGCACCAAGGUGUUCUGUUCUCGCAGCCUGCACCUAAACCUGAUUAGGAAUGCCGCUGUCCUGUCCUUGUAACACGCCACGCGCAGGCUGGCGUCUCAGAUGAGCAUCUUUGCAGACCCAGAAUCUGAGCAGAACCUCCUCGUUGCUUUUUUCAAAGAGGCGAAAGUAUACGCACGUCUGGUGUGAUCACCGCUGUCUUCGUCUUGUUGAUGCCAGAUGGUUGUAUUUGUGUAUUUUGGUUCACGUGAAAAAGCUGUUUGCUGAGUAGAGGCUCAGCAGCUCCCCGUCUGCCGUGGUUCAGGCACAGCCCGCGUGCGGACUCUGGGCAGUGGUUCCCUUUCAGCUCCGCGGCAGCCUCCGUCAGGGAGGAGAUUGUUGACUUUAUUUGAUAGUUUGAGGGCACGCUUUGUCUAUUUGGACCAGCGAGCACCAUCCGUCAGCACAGCGAGGAAAUCCUGUCUCAUUUCCCACCUGUGGACAUUAACACGUUUCACUGGAGAAGUUGAGACCUCAGGCGCAGGUUUGCUAUCUGGUGGGUUAAAGCCUUUGAUACGCAGUAACCAAUGUGUCCGAAGGUGGUCCCUUGACCCCGAGAGGCCACCGUUGCACACGUGGGUGGCAGUUUCAGCCUGCUGCCCUCACUACCGUGGUCCAUUUUGCUGCGCGUGUCACGGGGCUGUUUCCCCAGGGAGAUCUGCAGAGUUGCUUAGCCCACCCCGACGGCGGGUCCGCUCUGUGCUGGCGGCAAACGCUGUCUUGUGAGGAUUAUGUUCUGAAUAGGACAGGCACAUUUUCCACGCGCUUCACAACAUUGAGAAGAAGCCAGGUGAUCCCAGAAGCUACCUGAAGACCCAGCUUCAGGGAGUUGGGAGGCUGGAGCAGGCAUGGUCCAGCAGCGUUUUGAGUUUGUGUUCAAAAGUCAGGGCCGUUAGCACGUUUGUGAUUCUUUGUGCAAAUUAUGAUGAUUCUUAGGAUUGAUGUGGCCUUGCAUUCUGCGUGGCUGCCAUAAAGCUGUCCUUUCCCAGAGUCGGUGGCGUCUUCUCACAGCAUGUUUUUGCUGGUGAUCAGUUCUGUCAGCACGUGUUUUUGUUACCAGCGGAUGCACAAGAAAAGCGUGGAAAGUUCUCACAGCGCCUGCCGUGCGGCGUCUGCUCAGCUGGAGGUCACAGGCGGCGCACGUGUCGGGGGAGCAGAUGCGGGCGCGUGUGGACGGCGCCCACGUGCCGCGCCCCCCGGCCAGUGCAGGGUUGCACCCUUCCUCUGGCGCGCUUGACGCGGCUGCAUCUCAUGCCUGCGGGUGCUCUGAGCGCACGGCACACCUCCCUCCUCUGCCACCUUCCUGCGCUACUCUCGCUCUGCGGUGGCCCGCGUGUGCCGGUGUGCGCGUGUCCCGUGUGCUGCCUUGGCUUCCGGCUCUGUUUCUGCUCCUCCCACUUUUUUUGUCUUCGACUGUUUGUUAGAAGUCGAUCCCAGUCGUGCUGGGUGUGGGGCGGACAGCACUGCAGAGGCGUGAAACUCACGUUGCAGUCCACGGCCGGCAGGACAGAACUUUCCAUCUUAGCCUGACUGGGCUGGUCACCUGCUAAAACACGAAACCCUGUUCUCCAGAGCUUCUACCAGGACAUGAUAUUCAGGAUGUCCAGCACACGAUUUAACAGUUACUCAACACGCGAACACAGGAACAGGCGAUUCCCAAGAGAGUGACAGCAGGCGCCUACCCGGAUAGCCCAGGCGUUGGGAUCGUCAGACCAGCACUACAGCAGCGGGCGUGGCCGUGGCCGUGGCCGUGGCCAUUGGGAGAGGCACAGCCUUGAAGAGAGUGCAGACCACAAAGAAGAACCACACGGAAACAUCAGGACUGGACACGCACUCAGGCAGAUGCCCUGAAAUUCACCAGGAGGACCCCUGGUGACGGGAGUGUCGAGGAAAGAUUAAGUGAACUUGAAGACAGGGUUAUAGGAAUCACCCUGAGGAACAACAGGAAAACAGCCCGGGCCGGGGGUCAGCGUCUCAGGGACACCGGGGUCAAAUCAGAAGUUGAAUGUUUGUGUCGUCUGAGCUGAUAAGAGGGAGAGAUCGGUGCAGAAAAAAUACUUGGGGAGAUAAUGGCUGAAAACCUCAGGUUUGGUGGAAGACUUCAAUUUACUGCCUUUGAUGGCAUAGACUAGUUUGGCCAGUUGUGGAAUUUCUUCAGAGGUGGUCACGACAUCCAGGCUCCUUCUCCCCUGGGAUGGAAGCGGGCUGUGGGAAAGGCCGGCCCGGCGGGACACAGAUGGUCACGGGUUGGGGGUCGGGGUUGACGCCCGCUUGCCCUCCUCCCCCCACGCGUGGGCUAACCUGAGCUGAUGUGAGGCCAGAGCACGCGUUGCUCGGGUACUGGGUGUCCUUACUGCGUGAUUUAGGAGCAGUACGUAUCUGCAGAGGUUUAAUGGUUUGUUUUCACGACCACCUGAGUCUUCUCCUUUUGUCUUCGGCCCUUUUGCUUGGCCGGGCUCGCCCUGUGGUCCUGUUUCUGUGCAGCCCGGUCAGCCUCGACACCCGUGUGAGGUCGGUUCUCUUCCCGGGACUGUACCCGAGCCUGAGGCGGGGCGGGCGCUCCUGGGCGGGCCGUCAGGGUCAGUGUGGGGAACAGGCUCCCAAAGUCAGCGUGUCUUACCACCGUGCCGUGCCAUCUGGGUGUCAGGAGGUGGGCAGCCCCGCAGUCGCUGUCAUGGACUCCAGUGUUUUGAGGUACCGCACGUCGGGCUUCAGGAGAAACACUUGAGAUUGAAGAUAACGCACGCGUGGAAACAGCACGGUGGGGUAGAGGCACGUCCUGGCCUGGCUCUCACUUCCCAGAGGGCCUGUUCCACAGACUCUGCUGGGCCGGCCCGUGGGGGGCAGGUGGGUGCCAAGCGCACGGAGACCGUCGGGCCCGGCCACCGGGGCGCUUCCUGCGGAACGCGGAGCUCUGUGGGCCCCAGGAGCGCGUCCCCUCCGCUGCUGCCGAGGGGACAGCAGACUCUGGUGGCGUUCCCCUGAAGUGUGGAGUCUAGACGAGGGUCGACCACGUGGGUGUGUGCACGGCCACCUUCUGGUCCUUUUCCACAUCACGGGAGCGUCGUCAGAGAAAGUUAAGUUCAAUAGGCCCAGUAGUGCUUUCGGUUUUAUUUCGUGAGAAUGCAGCACAUUAAGGGAAUGACCAGGACGUUUGUUCUUCUGGCCAAGAGAGGAGUACGUUGGUGUCGGUCUAAAGACCCUUCAGGUGGUAUCAUUUCUACCUCACCGGAAGCGCGUUGCCUGAGACCAGAGCUUAGAAUUCACGCCCGUAGUCCUCGGAGGCGUGUCCUCUUCACAGGUGGUGCUGUUAGUCGCUUAGAGCAGCUCACUCGUGCUCUGCACGCGGCCCUCGCUGCCUCAGGUUCCCUCCCUCUGCAGGCAAAGUAACAGAAUGGUGAGAAGAAAGUGCUGGGACCGGGGCUGGGACAAGGCCGUGUCCCCUCUGGCCGUUCUUGGCCUCGACUUGCUGUUUCCAUUUCUUCUGUUUCUCUCUCGUCUGCCUCGCUUCCACGGGUCAGAAGCUGAGAUGAGUUUUACUAAGUCUUCGUGACCUGCAUCUUCCAAGUCGACGGAUGGAAACCUUCCCAAGAGCGUUUGACGUCAUUCGUGCUUGCCCUUUGAGAGAUGUCAGUACUUGAGGAAAAAGUGCAUUUUGUAUUUCCCCUCACAUACUUGCUUUUAGAUUUUCCCUUAAUUAAGAUUUUAAAAUCUUUACACGAGCAUUUUUAAAACAACAUUUACGAAGUAAAUGGUUCAUUACAGAUCCCUGUUUUCCAGGAAGUGCAAAGUUGUCCUCAUACAGAACUUUAUGUGAGGGAAGCCAGGGGAGCACACCAGGCAGGGUUAAAUGAGACCAGACCUCCUGCGGGACGAGCCCGCGCUGUCCGCCAGGCCUGGUGCUAACGCCGCCGAGCCGCGAGCCCUUUGUGGGCGGCCUGGCGUGCGUUCCAGGCUGGGGUCGCCCCGCGGUCCCUGAGCUGCUGGGAUUGUGUGCUUCGGGGAGAUUUUAAAUGAUUGGCUUCUUUUAGUUCUUUCUUUUCCCCUGAGAAGGUGGGAUGCGGAGUUAAAGACCUGAAGUAUUUUCAGAGCAAAAUUUGACAAGAGGAGGUUUGCUUAUCAAAAUGAAGUUAAGUACAGCCACCUAAAUAUACCGGUGAAGCCAAUAACCUGUUAGAAUUAAUACAAUUCGAUGCUUUUUGUUAGGUGCCUUUAGUUUAACCCGAGAGGAUAUAUUACGUGUGAAGAUCUUGUGACCCCUGACGAUAAAGCCAACACUUUAACUGUCAAUUAAAAUGUUUCCGUAUUUUAACUUGUGAGGUCCCUGCGCGUUGUUCCUCCCUAGACUGCGUGUUGAUAGACUUGAAAUUGGAUACAGUGGUUCAAAGACGUCAGCCUUGGCCUGAGCGCUCAGGGUGUGGCUGGCGGUCGCUGAUCAGAGCUGCUCUGUAGAGGGGGUGCUCCCCCCCGCCCUCGAAUUUAAUCAGAGGGUUGAAACCCGUUCUGUCCCGUUUGCGGUGCCUUCCCCGAGGUGUCCCUGCCACGCACUGCGAGUCCACGACUCUCACAGGGAAGCGGGCCCAGUAGAGCCACGGGGAGCAGCAGGUGUGCAGGGCACACACCCAGGAGGGUGCUGCGGGCGUGGGAGGGGUGCCGAAGGGGCAUCCCCUGGUCGUCCUGGGUUCUGGGCCCCACGGGAGCCUCCCUGACUCAGGGCUCAGUUAGAAGUGGGUGGUUUGCUGGAAGAAGUCAGAGUUCCCGUGAGUGAAGUCCACCUCACAGCCUUCCUUCCUUGGCGUGUUUUCUGAGCUUGAUAAAGUAGCCAUCCCGCCCCGUAGUUUAAAGUUCCAAAAGCCCAAGAGCCCGCGUGGGCGCAGCCCUCGUCCCCCCCCCCCCGCCGGCCGCCCUCUGUCUCGCAUAUGCCGCGCGGCCCCCGAGUGCUGGCUGUUAGCUGGGUUCCAGCCUCGCUGUGCUGGAGCCGCAGGGGGUCGUUCCCUGAGCGUUUGGUGCACGGUCGCUCUUGCUUGGUUGACCAGGGGUGUGGCAGUGCCCCCCUGGCUUCGCCCUGAGACCUUCACCCGCAGCCGCAGCCAGCAGUCGAGAAACACAGGACGCGCACGGCCCACGGGACUCCCCGACGCCACACGCAGUCGUAAAUGGGGGGUCCCGGGUUGUCACGCGUCCUUCUGACCAGCCGGCCGCCUGUCGGUUCCCACGCCCCUGCCGGGGCGGCUGAGAACUUGGGAAACGCGGAAUCGGGCACGCGGUCGAGGCCUGACUGGCGGCGGGUGAAGGGCACACGGGUGAGGUCGGGAGGGUCCCGGCCAGAGGCUCCCGAGCCCUGUGCCUCGGGGGUUCUAGGGAGGCUCCCUGGGGGCGGGGUGGGGUGGAAAGGUCCAGGGCGCUCAUCCGCUGGUGCUUCUGGGUGACCGGCCCCACCCCAGAGUCCACCACGGUCGCCUCAUUAGAGCAAAGGUGCUCCCUCGUCCAGGAGACUCCGGGGGUUUGGGAGCUCUGGCUGGGAGCUCACGGGGGCAGAGCCCGGUGAGCAAAUCUCUUGUCGCUUGGCACACUUGAAGCAGCUUCACAGAUCAAACUUGUUAAGUGAUGACCCUGCUCUGAGGCCAGAAGAACGUAGUUACGCUAGCUGACGGGACACGGGGCCUCUGCUCCUUCCUGGAAAAGGUGCUGGCGGGUCCGUGUUCAGGAAACGUGGGCCUGGCCUCCUCUCGCCGCUGCCUUCCCCUUUCCAGCGCCCCGUCCGCCGUCGUGGGCAUCAGGUGUCGUCGGGGCCCUGCCCCCUGCCCCCCAAGCCCCCUCCCUUGCCGUGUCUGUGAACAGUUAAGCCUGAGGUCUGUCAGAGAAGACAGACGGGCAGGCACCCCACACGUGGCCGCGUGGGUCCCAGGACCCGGCGAGGUGGACGUGGAGGAGGGACAGCCCAGGCCACCUCUGCCUCCCGUCGUGCACCCCGUGGGCCUUGUCCACGCUCCUCGGUGCUGGUGGUAAGCAUCCGUCUGGCGGCAGGCCCCGUGUUGGAGCUUUAGGGGGCGCCCUGCGUGCUUCGUCACGGGAAGCGGGGCCCGUGCAGAAAUCGGCGGCGGUGUCAGUCCCGAGGGAGGGGCCGUGGCGCGGAUCCUUCAGGAAGGUGAUCUUGUGCUGACUC